AUGAAAAUGAGUCCUUAUGUUAGUCGUCUUUGCUUGAACUGGGCUUGUGUGUACGUUCAGUUGCUGUGCACUCUAAUCAAAUAUUCACUCAGUUAUGCUCUCGACUUUAUUCUGCUCCAGUUCUCAAACGUACAGAUAGGUGAUUCUUCACCGUAUAUGCAAAGUACAUCAUCUAUGUACAUGGACAUUUCUCCGCCAUAUUUAGCUGGUCCACAAAGGUUACCUGAAGGAACACAAGGUCCGUCUACGUACACAUUAUACUCCAAUGCUGUUGAACAGCUGACGAUGCAAGGUCAACGUAGGCGGUCCAAUUCCUUUACUCGAAAUCUUCUUGCUUUUCUGAGACGCCAGAAGGUUCGUUCACAGCCACAGAGUUUACCGACGGAAAUGGGUGCGAUGAAAGCGCAACAAAUGCGUCCUCAGGUUGGACAACCUCAGUCAAACGGAGCCUGGUUUCUUGCAUAUUACUACGAACUGAAUCAGCAGGUGACUUCAGCUUACGAGGAAGUCUUUCAGAUUGGAGAACCUUUUGUUGGUUGUUAUGACCAAGUGAUUGUGGAUGGGUUGUGCGCUCCCUCUGAAGCUGGACGCUUUUGUCUUGGUGCAAUCCAAAAUGUUGAACGUAACUCUCAGGUCGACCAGGCCCGUCGCCAAAUUGGUAUGUUGGGUAACGGAGUAAGGAUAUAUCGUGUUGGCGAGAACGUUUAUGCUGAAUGCCUCUGUGAGAAAAUUUUUGUUCAGAGUCCCUUGUAUGCACUGCAAGCAAAGGACCUUCCUCAUACUGUUUACCGUGUGGAACAAGGAGCAACAAUGGAGAUAUUCAAUAGUGAUUUUUUCUUAUCCCUUCUGCAGGAGAGCGCAGCAAAAGGAUACCGUGCAGUCCAGUCUUUACAGUCGUUAUGUCACAUGCGUAUCAGUUUUAUCAAAGGUUGGGGAAAAGAUUAUCGAAGACAAACCAUCACUGCCACUCCGUGCUGGAUUGAUGCACAACUUAAAGAUCCUUUGGGGAAAUUGGACAAAGUACUCAGCCAGUGUGGUGGACCGACCGGGACUGUUUAUAGUUUUACAUAG
Molecule: messenger RNA, 1071 nt
Organism: Enterobius vermicularis (human pinworm)
Lineage: Eukaryota; Metazoa; Nematoda; Chromadorea; Rhabditida; Oxyuridae
Source: the annotation of a GenBank genome assembly